CGACUUGACUGGGAGACCUGGGGAACAGGGCGCCAGUGGAGGGUGGCAUGACGCCGAGAGUGGCAAGACGAUCGUAUAAGAAGGAGGACUGAAGUGAUCGGGUACGUGUGCUUCCUCACGCUACGUGUCCAUAGCUACACUCUGUACUUUCCACCAUGGCACCCUCUGCAGCUGUUGCUCAUCAGCCUCACCACGCCACCCACGCUACAAAGGAAGAGGCGCCCGUCUCGACAGGCACACUCGAUGUAGACCCUCUCACUGAGCCCGAAGAUGAGGGCAAAGCCGACCAGAUUGCUCAGGCCGCCGUCACCCAGCUCAACACUGCCUUCUCCAGCGGCGAUGCCAAUCAGGUAGCUGCCCUCUUCCGACACGAUGGGUGGUACAAGGAGUUCCUUGCUCUCCAGUGGGAUCACCGAGCCAAGCAGGGCCCACAGGCCAUUGCGAGCUUCUUUAAAGACGAGAUUAAGCUUUCGCGGGAUCAUACAAUCAAGAACAUCACCCUCGAGCCUGGAAGCGCCGCUCUCCUGCCGGACGCAUUCCCUGACAUUCCUUGGGUCAUGGCUUUCAUCAGGUUCGAGACCAAGGUGGGGAGUGGAAGGGGAGUGCUGCGAUUGGCAGAAGAGAGCAACGGGGAGUGGAAGCUGCAUGCGCUUUUCCUCGGCCUCGAGACACUCAAAGGCUACGAGCCCAAGGAGCUGGACAAGCGUCCUCAAGGUGUAGAGCAUGGCGAGCACCGAGGAGGUCUCAAUUGGGCCCAGCGACGUGAGCGGAAGAAGGAGUUCCUCGACGAGGAGCCACAAGUUGUGAUCAUUGGCGCCGGUCAAGCUGGACUGAUGCUGGCGUACAGGCUUGGCCUCUUGGAUGUCCCUACUGUCAUCAUCGACAAGAAUGAGCGUGUCGGAGACAAUUGGCGAAAGCGAUACGCAUCCCUUGUGCUCCACGACCCUGUGCAGUAUGACCACUUCCCCGGCUUGCCCUUCCCACCUCACUGGCCCGUGUACACUCCCAAGGACAAGCUGGCCAAUUGGAUGGAGAUGUACUCGGAAGUCAUGGAGCUCAACUGCUGGAUGUCCUCUGAGCUCACCUCUACCAAGUAUGACGAGGCUUCUCGUACAUGGACGCUCAAGGUCCGCCGAGGCGAUGGCAAGGAGAGGACAAUCCACCCCAAGCACUGUGUCUUGGCUACUGGCCACAGCGGACAGAUGAACAGGCCCACCUUCAAGGGAGAGGAGAAGUUCCAAGGCCCCGUCGUCCACUCUUCUCAGUACACCUCUGGUGACCUCUACAAGGGCUCCAAGGCCAUCGUCGUCGGCUCCAACAAUUCCGGCCAGGACCUCUCCGUCAAUCUCGUAGAGCACGGCUGGGAUGUGACGCAGGUGCAGCGCUCCGAGACCUACUUCAUGAGCACAGACAGUGUCACUGGCAUCCUCAUGAAGGGUCUCUUCUCCGAUCCGGGACCAAAGACGGAAGACGCAGACCUGAUCUUCAACAGUAUGCCCAACCCUCUUCACAUUCCGAGCCAGAUCGUCGUAGCGAAGAAGAUUGCAGACUUUGAUCGAAAGACGCUCGAUGGACUCACCAAGGCCGGCUUCAAGUGCGGAAUGGGAGUCGAUGAUGCCGGGUUCCUCAUGAGUUACUUCAAGAGAGGCGGCGGCUAUUACCUUGGAACGGCCGCAGAGGACUUUAUCAUCGACGGUCGCAUCAAGAUGAAGCAAGGCCAGGCUGUCGACCACUUCACAGAAGACGGAAUCGUCUUUGCUGACGGUCAGGAGAUCAAGGCAGACUUGGUGGUGCUUGCGACGGGCUAUCAGAAUAUGAAAACGUCGGCUGUUGCCAUCUUUGGUGCAGAGGGAGAAAAGAUUAAGCCUGUGUGGGGAUUGGAUGAAGAGGGAGAGCUGAACACGGUGUGGAGGGAAUCGGGACACCCUGGCCUUUGGGUGCAGGCGGGCAAUUUGGCAUUGAACAGGGACAUGUCGAAGCGAUUGGCACUGAAUCUCAAGGCCAGACUGCUCGGGCUUGCAUAGCGGUGGACGUCGAAGCAUGUAUUUUCCGCGAGCCUCAAGCGACGGCGCCUGAUCAUGUAUACUUGUCCGACCCGAUAUUCAUGCGCAAUGCUACAGCUCAAUCACGCUGGGAACGAUCACGAGAAGGCUUUCAAGACUGGUUCUGUAUCAUUGGCUGCUGAACUUCGACUGAAGAAUCCAAUCGUGUUU
This is a messenger RNA of Microstroma glucosiphilum, 2213 nucleotides long. RefSeq names its product pyridine nucleotide-disulfide oxidoreductase family protein. The record is from RefSeq and is a predicted model, not a curated record. Gene Ontology annotation, molecular function: flavin adenine dinucleotide binding; monooxygenase activity. NCBI's taxonomy places the organism in Eukaryota, Fungi, Basidiomycota, Exobasidiomycetes, Microstromatales, Microstromataceae. Bases 156 to 2024 code for a protein of 622 amino acids. The transcript is spliced from 3 exons.